Molecule: messenger RNA, 1978 nt
Organism: Gallus gallus (chicken)
Lineage: Eukaryota; Metazoa; Chordata; Aves; Galliformes; Phasianidae
Gene: CREB3L3
Product: cAMP responsive element binding protein 3 like 3
Exons: 10
Coding region: 81-1562 (493 amino acids)
Biological process (GO): regulation of transcription by RNA polymerase II
Cellular component (GO): nucleus
Molecular function (GO): DNA-binding transcription factor activity, RNA polymerase II-specific; RNA polymerase II cis-regulatory region sequence-specific DNA binding
Source: RefSeq, a predicted model, not a curated record
ACCGUGGGCCUUCCCUCUGCCAUCAGUUACCGCCGGCCCCAAUCAGGACACAGGCGAUUUUGCAAUCUUGGCCACUAUUUAUGUGCUGUUGGAGUUUAAACUUUGCCACUCGGGUCAGGGCAUCGCAGGGGAGGAGGUGGCCAGGCUGGGCGUCCCGAACACCGAAGGAGUUGAGAGCCAAGGACGGAUCUGCGGGCUCCCCGCUGGAGCUGGGAUCUCAUACAGCCAUGGCCUCUACUGUGGGUGGCCUUGACAGCAUCGACCUGCUGGACCUCCUCUUUGAUCGCCAGGAUGGAAUCCUCCGUGGUGUGGAGCUGGGAACGACAUCCCCGGGCACCUGGCAUGAGGAUGGGCGUGCCCAGGAUGGCGAGGACUUCCUUAGCUCCAUUCUGGGCUCUGGGGACUCCAUAUCAGACUCGCCCAGCUGGUCCCCGGGUGUCAGCGACAGUGGAGUCUCCGAGGACCCCCCCUCUGAUCAACUCGACAGCCCCCCCGGGUGCUGUGACGGAGGGCUCAGCGAGGCCCCAUACGCCUUUACCAACUCCUGCCAGGUUCUGACGCACCCUGGGGGCACCGGAGCCCCCCACCCUGAGGUCUCCAUUGACCUGGAUAUGUGGAACCCUGGCUUCUUCCUGGAGGAGGGCCGGGGUCUGUCGACAGUCCCUGUGCCUGCGUCCUGUACCCUCACUGUCAAGGAUCUGCUGCUCUCGGGCAGCUCUGAUGCUCAGCUGCAGAUGCCCAGCUCCCUACUAAGGCAGGGCCAGGGGCAGUUCCAGGAGCUCGUGCUGACAGAGGAUGAGAAGAAGCUGCUGGCAAAGGAGGGGGUAUCCCUGCCCACGCAGCUGCCCCUCACCAAGUAUGAGGAGCGGGUGCUGAAGAAGAUCCGGAGGAAGAUCAGAAACAAACAGUCAGCUCAGGAGAGCCGCAAGAAGAAGAAAGAGUAUAUCGAUGGGCUGGAGAGUCGGAUGUCAGCAUGCACGGCUCAAAACCAGGAGCUGCAGAGGAAAGUCCUGCACCUAGAGAAGCAGAACUCCUCUCUCUUGGAGCAGCUGAAGAAGCUCCAGGCCCUGGUGGUGCAGUCGAGCAACAAAGCAGCACAGACAGGAACCUGCAUUGCGGUCCUGCUGCUCUCCUUCGCGCUCAUUGUCUUCCCUUCCAUCAGCCCUUUCGCCGCUAGCAAGGCUGAGACAGGUGGUGACUUCGGACCAGUGCGAGUUUUCUCCAGGUCCCUGCAUAACACAGCUGCCUCCCGUGUGGCUUACGCACAGCCCCGAGCUGGGGAUGAGAAGCCCCCAGAACCACUGUGGUCAAAGCACCAGGAUGAAACUGAGACACUGCACAAAGCCUUUGGUAGCAGCUCCUUCACUCCACACCUCGAUAAAGCCCCCACCCGAAACAGCACACCACCACUUGCCUCAGAAGGGCUGAGCCAGAGUGAUGGGGACCAAUCUGGCACUGCAUUGGGGGACAGCACUGCACUGCACCAAAGCCUGACGUCGCUCGCUUGGACCGAAGCUGACCACAGCAGGCCCACAGUGCUGGAGCCAGCUGAGGAGCUUUAAGCAGCAUCCAGGGACUGCAGGGGACACAGUGGGGAUCAGCACCCCAAUACCUAUAGGACAGACCCUUGGGGUCCCUCUCCAGGCAUGGACAGAUGCUAGAGACCAACUUGGCUUUGCUUCUAUCUGCGAACUGGGAAGAGGAGACUAGUUCCUCUUGGCCUUACCAGGAGGGAAGGAAGGGGCUGCCCCUGCCUGCUGGGUACAGCAGGAAUUGGGGAAGGGACGUGGGUUUGGUCAAGAUGGGGAUGGGGGUUCCAGAGGAGGCCUCGUCUGGCUGGAUGUUGACAUUGCAGCUUGGUGGUUUUGUUCUCUCUCUCUUUUAUAAAACAAACAAACAAACAAAGUUCAUUUUCAUCUCUAAAUAAAAAAGUAUUUUGGAAAAAAAAGAAAAAAAAUAAAAUAAAACAAUCACCUGC